Molecule: messenger RNA, 686 nt
Organism: Rosa chinensis
Lineage: Eukaryota; Viridiplantae; Streptophyta; Magnoliopsida; Rosales; Rosaceae
Product: glycine-rich RNA-binding protein 4, mitochondrial
Exons: 5
Coding region: 101-427 (108 amino acids)
Molecular function (GO): RNA binding
Source: RefSeq, a predicted model, not a curated record
CUCGGCUGAAAGCCAACAUUUUAAUAUCAGCGCAACAACCGGAGUAGUUUCAGUUUUCGCAGCUCAUGACGACGCCGUUUUGCGUCCCUCUUAGGCGGAAAUGAGAGGGUUGAAUGGCGGAGGAGUUAGCAUUUGGCGGAAGUGGAGUAUAUCUGCCAGGAAUUCAUGGGCACGCCAUUCCUCUACUAAAUUGUUCGUCGGAGGGCUUUGCUAUGAUACAAAUGAACCUGUUCUUAAGGAUGCUUUUGGAAAGCAUGGUGAAAUUAUUGAAGUUAAAGUUAUAUGCGAUCGUGUGAGUGGGAAAUCAAAAGGAUAUGGGUUUGUGAAGUUUUCAUCUGAAACUGAAGCCAGCACUGCUCUAAAAGAAAUGGAUGGUCAGUUACUGGAUGGCAGACAGAUCCGCUUGGAAUUUGCACACAAGGGGUAAAGGUGGAUUGGUAUGCUGGCGUUUCCCUUAUCAUGGAACCAGCAAGUUCAAAUCUGAUUAGUUUUCUUGGUCUUGCAGUAGUUCUGUAAUCUUAUAUAUGAAAAGUAGUUUUUUUUUUUUUUCGGAGAAUGACGAAGAAGUUUUGUUCUUGUAAUAUGUUGAAAGAAAUUUGGACGAAUUUGGGUCCUAUUGCAUGCAUACAGGAAGACAUAUCCCCUCAAAUAUCCUAAUUAGUAAUUGGUAUAGCUUCAAUUGAUUA